Messenger RNA from Metopolophium dirhodum (rose-grain aphid), 4938 nucleotides. Its product is annotated as ATP-binding cassette sub-family C member 4-like. Gene Ontology annotation, molecular function: ATP binding; ABC-type transporter activity; ATP hydrolysis activity. The transcript is spliced from 27 exons. NCBI's taxonomy places the organism in Eukaryota, Metazoa, Arthropoda, Insecta, Hemiptera, Aphididae. The record is from RefSeq and is a predicted model, not a curated record. Gene Ontology annotation, biological process: transmembrane transport. Bases 560 to 4654 code for a protein of 1364 amino acids. Gene Ontology annotation, cellular component: membrane.
UAUUUACAAUCUGUAAUAUUAUUUUAUACUAUAUUUUACUAAGUAAAUUUGGUAGCUUAAAAUAUACAACAAAAUGAAAAAAAAUGUAAGAAGGAGUCCUACCAUUGUUAAAACCCUCUGAUAUGUAAUACUUAUACGCUAAUAAAACUUAAUAAUAAGAAACAAAUAAUCACAUUACAUACAUUAAUGGGUUAAGGUUUUUUAGUACCAAAAAUUAACAUAUCAUAGACCAUUUUUUAUCAGAAAAUAAAAACAUUAUGCGUCACCUAAUAAUAGUUUGUUUCAUAAUGAUCAAUACUAUUAGAUAAGAUAAGGAAGGCAAUUGAAGCUUCGAUCUGUCUUGCAACGUAUAUGAGAUCAGUAAUUAUUAUACUAUUAUCAAUACAGUAUACAGAUAACAGACACGGGUACGGAAAAUAAAAUAACACAAUAAGCAAAAUGGCAUUAAGUAGACGUAAUAUAAUGUAAAAAUAAGAAGAAAAAUCAAAGAAAAACUUCAAAAUAAUAAUAACUUAACAGUUAUUUUAAUGUAUAAUAUUGAUGACACGCGUAUUACAUUAUGUACAGGUUAAUAUCAGAUGUUGAUAAAAAGGUACAACGGCCUCAGCAUCCAAGGGAAAAUGCAAAUAUUUUUGAAAUCAUUUCAUACAGCUGGAUGUUAAAUCUGUUCAAAACAGGACGAAAAAGAGAUUUAGAAGAAGAUGAUUUGUAUAAGACAUUAAACGAUCACACUUCAUCAUUAUUGGGAAACGAAUUAGAGAAUAAAUGGAAUUUAGAAUUGACAAGUGCAUUUAAGCGGGAGCAAAAACCCAGCUUGACGAGAGCCUUGAUUCAAAUGUCUGCUGCUCGAUAUAUGUUUUAUGGUUUUUUACUGUUCAUUGAUAAAAUUAUAUUGAAAAUGUCUCAACCGCUAUUUAUUGGAGGAAUAUUAGCGUAUUUCAAUCCAGUUGGUCCCGACAAAGCUGACUUAGGAUAUGCAUACAUGUGUGCAUUUGGCCUAGUGUUUAGCAUGUUCACUUCGAUGGUCUUGCAAAAUGUAACACUUAUAGAAAUAUUACAUUGCGGUAUGAAAAUGCGAAUCGCUUGCUGUUCGAUGAUAUUUAGAAAAUCGUUACGUCUGAGUAACACUGCUAUUGGUGAAACCACGGUCGGUCAAGUGAUAAAUUUAUUAUCCAAUGAUGUAAAUCGGUUCGAUAGAGCUGCGACAUUUCUUCACUACUUAUGGAUCGGUCCCCUACAAUCAAUUGUGGUCACGUAUUUUUUGUGGCAGGAAAUAGGCGUAUCUUCAUUAUUGAGCAUUGCUGUCAUGAUUUUAAUAAUUCCAUUUCAAGGAUGGCUUGGGAAAAAAAUUGCCGAAAAUCGACUGAAAACAGCCAAAACAACCGACGAGAGAAUACGUUUAAUGAAUGAAAUCAUUUCUGGCAUUAAAGUAAUUAAAAUGUACACCUGGGAAAAUCUAUUUUCAAAAUGUGUAAAAUAUAUAAGAAAAAAAGAAAUUGAACACGUAAAAAUAUCAUCAUACAUCAGAGAUACUUUGACGUCGUUAGCAAUAAUUCAAACAAGAUUUCAACUAUUUAUUAGCAUUUUGUCAUACGUGUUACUAGGAAAUUAUAUUACCGUGCAAAAAAUUUUUGUCAUAACCACAUACUUCAGUAUACUAAUGCCCACAAUGACUUUUUUCUUUUGUCAAGGUCUGGGACAAAUUUCAGAAUUGAAAGUUUCAAUAAAACGCAUACAGAAUUUUUUAUUGCACGAAGAAAAAGAUGAUCAUAUUAUUGUACCAAAUCAAUCUAUUUCUGAAAAACCAAUGAUUAUAAGUCAUAAUGAAAUAACAAAGCCUGAUAAUAAUAUUACCGUCAUAAAAGAUGACAUCGGACGUUUAAAUAAUUUUUGUAUGGUCAUUUCGAAAGCUACAGCUAAGUGGACAGACAAUCAAACCAGCAAUUCUUUAGAAAACAUAUCACUAGCCGUAAGACCUGGUAGCUUGGUCGCAAUCGUUGGUACCGUAGGAGCGGGAAAAAGUUCAUUAAUUCAAGCAAUUUUACGAGAAUUACCACUUUCUGAUGGUGUCAUACAUGUGCGAGGUGUAAUUUCUUACGCGUCCCAAGAACCGUGGAUAUUCGCUGGAUCUGUUCAACAGAAUAUUGUGUUCAAUUCACCAAUGGAUAAGGAUCGUUACAAACAAGUAAUACAAGUAUGUACAUUGAAAAGUGAUUUUGAACAGUUUCCGUACGGUGAUAAAACGAUCGUGGGAGAAAGAGGAGUUACUCUAAGUGGCGGACAAAGAGUUAGAAUAAAUUUAGCUAGAGCUUUAUACAAACAAGCGGAUAUUUAUUUAUUGGAUAACCCUCUUUCAGCGGUUGACGCGAACGUUGGAAGUCAUUUAUUUGAAAUAGGCAUAAAAGGUUUCCUCAAAGAAAAAACUUGUAUUCUCGUUACUCAUCGAUUGCAAUGUUUAGCCGAUAUGGAUCAAAUUGUGGUCAUGGAAAAUGCAAACAUAUUAGCAAAGGGUACAUAUGAAGAACUUCAGGCGUCUAAUAUAGACUUAAAAAAUCAUAUUCAAUCUUUAAAGUUACCAAAUGAUGAAUAUACCAUUAGUAAUGAAAGCAUUAUAAGUUCUGAACAAAAGUCCGCUUUUGAACGCCAUGCGUCUGUGGCAAGUAUCAAAAUGUCAAUUAGUGAAAGUAAUAACAGUGAAAAUACAGCAGAGCCCACUGGAAUGAUUGAGCCCCGAACUUAUGGAAAUGUUUCAUACGUUGUCUAUUUAUUAUAUUUUUUGGCUGGUGGAAAGAAGUGCAAAAUAUUAUUCUUUACUUUUAUCUGUAUUCUCACUCAAGUAUUGUCUUCUGUGGGAGAUUUCUGGAUAACGUAUUGGGUAAGCUUAGAAGAACAUAUUUUUCAAAAUGAAAGUAGUGUGUCUACAUCAAUAUUUAAUGAUUCAUUAAGUAAUAUUUGGUGGAUGACAAUUUCUCGACAGACCUGUAUCAAUGUUUUUGGAUGUAUCACACUUUUCUUGAUUUUAAUUACGACCAUCAGAUUAAUUACAUUUGUAUCGAUUAGUAUGAGUGCUUCUAUACAUUUACACAAUAAUAUGUUUGAUACUUUAAUCAGAGCAACAAUAUACUUCUUUAAUACAAAUUUAUCAGGGUCUAUUCUUAACCGUUUUUCAAAGGACAUGGGAACUAUUGAUGAGAUGUUACCUGUAUCAUUGUUAGACUGUAUACACAAUGGAUUGAACCUUUUGGGAGUAUUGAUAGUUGUUGGAAUUAUAAAUAUAUAUCUUAUGAUUCCAGCUAUCAUAUUAGCAUUUAUUUUUUACAAAAUCACUGUUUUUUAUUUGUCAUUAUCACGGAGUGUUAAACGAUUGGAAGGAAGUACACGUAGUCCUGCAUUCACUCAUUUGAAUGCAACUAUUCAAGGUUUGACGACAAUAAGAGCAUUUAAAGCUGAAAAUAUAUUGUCAAAAGAAUUUGAUAAUCACCAGGACUUACAUUCGUCGGCGUGGUAUUUAUUUAUAACAUCAAGUAGAGCAUUUGCCUUUUGGUUGGAUUUAAUUUGCUUUAUGUAUACAAGCAUAGUUACAUUUAGCUUCAUAGUAAUCAGUAACACAACAUUUGGAGGAAAUGUUGGCCUAGCUAUUUCACAAACUUGUGGACUGGCUGGUUUGGUUCAAUUUGGCAUGCGGCAAACGGCGGAAUUAGAAAAUCAUAUGACGUCAGUUGAAAGAGUUCUGGAAUACACAAAUGCUCCACAAGAAUGUUCGUUUGAAUCAUCUACAGAUAAAUUACUUUCAUUAAAAUGGCCAUUAAAUGGAAGUAUUAUAUUCAAAAACUUCUAUUUACGAUAUAGUCCAAAAGCACCAUAUGCAAUUAAUAACCUCAAUAUUCACAUCGAAUCAAUGCAAAAAAUAGGAAUUGUUGGUAGAACAGGAGCGGGAAAGUCGUCUUUAAUUGCAGCACUAUUUAGAUUAGCUAUAAAUGAAGGUAAUAUCAUAAUCGAUGACAAAGAAAUACAUGAAUUGGGACUAAAUGUUUUGCGGUCUAAACUUUCCAUCAUUCCUCAAGAACCAGUAUUGUUCUCUGGAACAAUGCGAACAAAUUUAGAUCCGUUUAAUGAAUACUCGGAUCAUAUACUUUUAAAUGCAUUAGAUGAAGUCGAGCUUAAAGGUGUGGUAGAAAAUUUACCGAAUGGUCUUAGCACGAAAAUGUCCGAAGGUGGUUCCAAUUUCAGUAUUGGUCAAAGGCAAUUAAUAUGCCUGGCUCGAGCUAUUAUUCGAUGUAAUAAAAUUCUUAUACUGGAUGAAGCCACUGCUAACGUCGAUCCACAUACAGAUGCAUUGAUUCAAAAUACCAUCAGAUACAAAUUCCGAACAUGUACAGUCUUAACAAUUGCACACCGUUUAAACACUGUUAUGGAUUCGGACAAAGUCCUUGUUAUGGACAAAGGAAUAAUGGUCGAGUUUGACCACCCAUAUAAUUUAUUGCAAAAUAAAGAAGGAGCUUUUUACAAACUGGUGGAACAAACAGGACCGGUUACAUCGGAUGUUUUACAUAGAAUAGCUGAAGAGAGUUAUCAUUCUAUAAGUUUGGUGGCGGAACCAAAAUCCGAAUCAUUUGUCAAUGACGAAGUUGGAAUUUCAACUAAAAAUGUAUAAUAAACAUUUUCAUAGUGUCGCAUACUAUUAUAUGCCUUAACCAUGAACUUGGAUAAUCUAAAAUCAUAAUAAUAUAUAUUAUACAUUUGUAAAUUAAUUCAUAUAUUUAACUUACAAAAUAUAUAAUUGAGUUUGUAUAACUUCUUUACAUAUUAUGUUAUUAUUAUUAUUUUAAUUCAAUAUGUUUUAUCUAAUCAUUAAGUAUAAUAAGCAUAAUAUCAUCAUUGAUUUAAAUAACAUUUAACUUGUUUGAAAAAAAAAUGAAGAUUUGACACCUUCCACAA